Molecule: messenger RNA, 8182 nt
Organism: Pipra filicauda (Wire-tailed manakin)
Lineage: Eukaryota; Metazoa; Chordata; Aves; Passeriformes; Pipridae
Gene: KCNA1
Product: potassium voltage-gated channel subfamily A member 1
Exons: 1
Coding region: 92-1567 (491 amino acids)
Biological process (GO): protein homooligomerization; potassium ion transmembrane transport
Cellular component (GO): dendrite; paranode region of axon; membrane
Molecular function (GO): protein binding; delayed rectifier potassium channel activity
Source: RefSeq, a predicted model, not a curated record
CUGGGUCUCUCUGCUCUCCUCCAUCCUCCUCCUCCUCCUCCCUUUCCCUCACUCCUCCCCUGCCCCGUGGCCCCCUUCCCUGUGUGCCACCAUGACCGUGAUGGCUGGAGAAAACAUGGACGAGACUUCGGCGCUCCCUGGCCACCCCCAGGAUAGCUACCAGCCCGCUGCCCACGACGACCACGAGUGCUGCGAGCGGGUGGUGAUAAACAUUGCUGGACUGCGCUUUGAGACGCAGCUCAAGACUUUAGCCCAGUUCCCCAACACGCUGCUGGGCAACCCCAAGAAGCGCAUGCGGUACUUUGACCCCUUGCGCAACGAGUACUUCUUCGACCGCAACCGGCCCAGCUUCGACGCCAUCCUCUACUACUACCAGUCCGGGGGGCGGCUGCGCCGGCCGGUCAAUGUCCCCCUGGACAUGUUCUCUGAGGAGAUCAAAUUCUAUGAGCUGGGUGAGGAGGCCAUGGAGAAGUUCCGGGAGGACGAAGGGUUCAUCAAAGAUGAGGAGAGACCCUUGCCGGAGGGGGAGUACCAGCGCCAAGUGUGGCUCCUCUUUGAGUACCCAGAGAGCUCUGGGCCGGCAAGGGUUAUUGCAAUAGUCUCUGUCAUGGUGAUCCUCAUCUCCAUCGUGAUCUUCUGCCUAGAGACAUUACCUGAGCUUAAGGAGGACAAGGAGUACACAGUGCAUCGCACUGACAACACCACCCAGGUCUACAAAUCCAACAUCUUCACAGAUCCCUUCUUUGUUGUGGAGACCCUGUGCAUCAUCUGGUUCUCCUUUGAGCUGGUGGUGCGCUUCUUUGCUUGCCCCAGCAAGACCGAUUUCUUCAAGAACAUAAUGAACUUCAUUGACAUUGUGGCCAUCAUCCCUUACUUCAUCACCCUGGGCACCGAGAUGGCCGAGCGGGAGGGGACUCAGAAAGGAGAGCAGGCCACCUCCUUGGCCAUCCUGAGAGUCAUCAGACUGGUAAGAGUCUUUCGAAUCUUCAAACUCUCCCGGCACUCUAAGGGCCUCCAGAUUUUGGGACAGACCCUCAAAGCAAGUAUGAGAGAGCUAGGUUUACUAAUCUUCUUCCUCUUCAUUGGGGUGAUUUUGUUCUCUAGUGCUGUAUAUUUUGCUGAGGCUGAAGAACCUGAGUCUCAUUUCACAAGUAUCCCUGAUGCUUUCUGGUGGGCGGUGGUAUCCAUGACCACUGUGGGCUAUGGUGACAUGUACCCUGUGACAAUUGGAGGCAAAAUCGUAGGCUCCUUGUGUGCCAUCGCUGGUGUGCUGACAAUUGCCCUGCCUGUACCUGUCAUCGUGUCCAACUUCAACUACUUCUACCACCGAGAAACAGAAGGGGAAGAACAGGCUCAGUUACUUCACGUUAGCUCCCCUAAUUUAGCAUCUGACAGUGAUCUCAGUCGCCGCAGCUCCUCCACAAUCAGCAAAUCUGAGUACAUGGAAAUCGAAGAGGAUAUGAAUAAUAGCAUAGACAAUUUUAGAGAGGCUAAUCUCAGAACUGGCAACUGCACUGUAGCCAACCAAAACUGCGUUAAUAAAAGCAAGCUGCUGACUGAUGUGUAAACAAAAAAAAACACCACCAAAAACCAAAAUCCCCACUCACAGCUUGAAGACUUUAGUGACACAGUCACAGUUUGUAGAUGCUUUACUGAUAGUCUUUGAAUGCUUUAUUUACCUCGUAAAUGCAUUGUUGCAUUGCGAAUUUUUGCUCUGCGAUAAAGAAACUUCCAGGAUCCAUGAAAGAUAAAAUUUUUGUUUAUUUUCAAAAAAGCGUUUUCCACCUGGCUAUUGAUAACCAUUUGAACUAGUUUAGUUUUAAGCCGUAUGACGUUAGACCUAAACUUUUCCUCUCCCGUCACCCUUUUUUUUUUUUUUUUUUGGAUAAAGUUAACUUAAAACUAAGCAAGACAGUUUUCAGAGCUAUACAGCAUAUGCAUGGAUUCCAGUAAAAAUAUUCUGCAAAACACUGCGCAGUUGCAAGAAAGUGCAUCAGAUAAUAAUAGUAAAAAAAGAUUAGCCAAAACCCUUUGGCAAACAUUUGCCGUGGCUUUUAUGAAGGAGCGCAAAUUUUUCCUUCCACCCCCUCUGUGAAGGAUUCCACACUUCCAACCUACAGAUCCACACAGCACCUUAUUAAAAACGUACUUUAGCUUGGUCUCUUUUGCUGUCCGUAGGAGAACUAUUCUAAAAGGAAAAUAACGAGCGAAACGGAAGACAAAACAUCUGCAAUGCUGCUAAGUUCUCUUACAUGCAGAUGGUAAAAACACACUUUUCUUUUCCCCCCCCAACCCUGUUUGGAACUGGAUACAAAACUUUAAGCCCCUCUGUUGCAAGAUAGCACAAUGGAGUUUAAUAUAAGCAUGUUUGAAUUUGAUACUAUUUAUUUUAUAAUCGCAUGCUUGAAACGUUACCUCAGACAAUAGCGGAUAAGCUUUCGUUUGAACUGAAUCUUCUAAAAAUAGGUCCUUUAUCUCUCUUUUUUCUUUUCUUUUUUUUUUCUUUUUUCUUUUUGAUUUGCAUUCACCAGAAGUGCACUCCUUAAUUUAUUAAAUCGUUGACUAGUAAUUUAAAGUACUGUAUUUAAGUGCGUAUGUUAGUCAAAUGGGAACAAUAACUUUUGGAGAUCAAAGCAUGUUCGAAUAUUCAGCAUUAUGGCCUAUUUGAUUAAAAUGUAACUUGAACUAAUUAAUGCAUGAAUUCAAUGAUAAUGAUAAUAAUAAUAAUAACAACAGUAAUGAUAAGAAUAAAAAUAAAAAAAAAUGUGCUUGAUAGACUGAGGGCCUGAAUGAACUGAUUAGAGAAACCUGAUUGUUUUCCUGCAUUGCUCAGGGAAAUGUGUUGGCUUUUGUCCAGGCGUUGUCAGAAAGGGACAUAUCCCAUCCCUUAAAGGGAAAGCUAUAUGGAAAAUUAAGAAGUCCAGUUAUAUAUAGCAACACCUAAAACCUAGUAUCCUUUAUAGCUGAAAGGUGCAGAUGCAUGCUUUUUGGUGCAUUCUCAGAAUGUAAAUGAAACUUAUCUAUUAUAUGCAUCCAAAUUGCAGCAGCUGGUUUCUUUUGCAGUCAUCAGUUGAGACUUUUUUGUAUUCCCCUAAAACUCGCUGAAGAGACUCAACAGGUUGAUUUAGAUAGUUGCACAGUGCCUUUAUCUUACAUCCCCUAAAUUGCUGAAAGUGCCUCCAGGAACUGAGCUGAUCAGAGAUGUUGAAGGAAAGGGCAAGGCGUAGGCACACUGUCAGAGGUGUUCUGUACUGUCCCCUGGCACAGCACAGGAGGGGGUAGAGAGAGAAGGACCAAGUGUGAGUGAGAGGGACGCAGAAGAGGUGGGCAGAGACCACCAGUGCCCGUGGGAUACCUUCCUUCCCCAGCCAAUCUCAUGCUGCAGGGCUCAGCAUCUGCUUUUGCCAAGUAACUCACGGUUGUGUUUGUGCAAGGCUUCAGGUUUCCCUUGGUUGUUUAUAGCUAUCAUUGUAUCUGCCCUUCCUUUCCCUGAGAUGGCUUUUUGGCAGCCUGUCCCUUCAUGGCAGGACGCAGGAGGAAUUAGGGACCAGCAUGAGCUACGGCGUCACCCAGUCAGGCAACCAGACUGGAGGACUGUGCUUUUCUUUCCCGUACAUUUCCCAGGUGGGUGGGUGGGAAAGGCUUUCCAGUGCCCUCCCAUCCCUGUCUCCUCUCCUCCUCUAUCCCCUUUUGGCAGACUGUCAGAUCUUAAAUCCCAUCACCGAUCAUUUGAGCCAUAUUCUUCUUUCUCGUCCCUAUUCUUACUCCCACCAUCAUCUGGUGAAGGAAGCAAUGCUAGGAGAAGGUAUCUUCUGCAAUAUGCCAGCCUUGACUGCUAGGCCCUGGAAGAUAAUAACCUUUGAUCUGAACUAAUUUAGGCACUAAUCUUUAUUUUUUAAAUGGACAAAGCUGAGGAUCUUCGUUCUGCACUUAGCAUGUGGCCAACUGCUGUUGAACACUUCUCCUUCCACAUUGUACAGAUCCUUUCUUCCCCUGUCUUUCUGAUAUAUGUACAUAUGUGUAUAAAUAUAUAUAUAUAUGUAUGUCUGCUCCUGUGUGUGUCACAUACAUAUGCAGACACAUGUAUAUAUAAAAUCAAGGCACUUAGAGUUAAAAAACAACCCUAACUCUGCAGUUACGCACAAGCUUGACCUGCCAGGUUUCCAGAAAGACUUGGCUUUAUUUCUCACUGUGUGACUUCUGUCAAUCUUAGAGAUGAGAAAGCAAUUAAGAACUGAGGGAGCUCUAACUCCUGCAAGAAAUGCAGAGCAUCAGAUACAACAGGGCAUUACAUCCUCUAGGCAGAUGUUGUAAAGCUUCUUUCCUGUCCCCUGCUCACACCCCCGCCCAUUGUACACCUCUCUCCCCAUUAAAUUUUAGUGGUCCUGAUCUUCCCAAACUCUUGAAUUCUAGGGUAUGACUUCUGAUGUCAAAAUGGACUUGAAUGCUGCACUCAGCUUAUAAAACCACCAACUAAACUAAACAGCAAUAAUCAUUUCAGUGCUACGGGACCGACGAUCAGAAAGAUGCAUUUGGGACGUGAGGCCUCACUUUGGUAACUUCUAACCCCAGCUGGGUAUUGCACACCUUAGUUUAAUGUGCAGAGUGAUAAUCAUUCUGCAUAUGUGCAGAGAAAAGUGCUGCAUGCAGCAAUUCUUCUUUGUCAGGAGACCAGGACGGGUCUUCAGGGCCCAGGGUGGUUUGGGGAGCCCGAAUGUUGCUUUGUCCAUUUAUAGCUCACUGCAAAGGAUCUCAAUACAUACGGAGUACAGGAAUUAACCUCAUGUAGCAUAGGCAUGCAUUUUCAACAAGUUUGACACACAAAAAAAUACCACCAACAACAAAAAAGGCUCUUACUCCCUAUACACAGGAGUGCUGAAAUGUCUUUGUGGGCCUGAAGGUGCACUUAAAAAACUGCCUGUUCUUACCACUAAGUAUUUUUCUUUCUUUCUUUCUUUCUUUCUUUCUUUUUUCCCCCUUUUUCCUCUCUUUUUUUCUUCCUCUUUUGGCCCUUAUAUUUCUUUUUUGCCACACAUGGACUCUAUGGGGUUGUUUAUGUAGUUGGAAGAGGACUGGAAAUGAGCUGAGGGCCAGUUUAUUAGUGCUUCUCUGAAAGAGUCAAGAGAAUUCACUUGGUAGGGAGAAUUCUUUUAGUGGGGACCUCCCAGAAGCGAUGCCCAUGUUAAGCUGGACAGAGAAACCAGUAGAUAUGGCAGUCUUAGCUGGGCUGUAGUUUGGUGAGGGAAAGCAGCUAUUCCAUAAGGAAUCACUACACAAGCCUCCUUCCCCAGCCACUGCCCCCUGCCUCUCUGUGCUUCUUUGCUGCCUCCAAAGAGCUUUUCCUUCAUCCACUUGGUGAAGGGGAUGAGGGAAGUUACCUGGCAGGAGCAAGGCUCCAGUGCACUGCAGUGCAGAGGCAGGAAUCCAGUAGGCUGGAAUCACUGCCAGAAUUCCCCUCCUGGUCCUACCGUACUUAGCUCCAGAGCACUAAGGAACAGGCAGAGGAGAGUGAAAAGGAAAGACUCUGUACCCCGUUCCUUCACAGAACCGAGGGGUUGCUGCCAGACUGCCAAGAGCUCAAACCCUCUGUGUGGCAGCUCCAGCACAGACAAUGAACUGGAUUUAUUUGCCCUUAUGAGGAAGUUAGCGUGCAGUAAGCCAGGGUGUGAGUUCCCAGCAUCCCAGCAAAACCAUGCAGAUUCCCUGCAUGGAGUCUCCUAAGCCUUAUCUCCACUGGGGACUUCAGGAAAGCUAAUCCGAAUCAAUGAAAGGUGUGCAUUCAAAGUAGAUUUGUUAAACCGCUUUAAAGCCCAGCAUGGACAUUCUGUUGCAGUAUUAAAGCAACCUUAAUCUGAUUUGGAGUCAUUCUUUUUGGAGGAAAGUAACCUGAAUUGAAUUAAGGCUGCUUUAAUUCCGAACACAAUGGGGCUUAAUGCAGUUUACCUCAUCUGCCUCACAAGUUCAUUCAGACAGAUAAGCCUUUAGUAAUCAUUAGAUGUACUGGAAUUGACCCUGCUUGGCAGGGGGUGGCUGGGCAGAGUGUGCCCACUGUGCAACAAAACUCUUUAGUACAUGAGUGCUGGAAAUUCACAUCCUGGCUUACUGAGGGGAUAACAUGUUGAUCCUGGCAAGGGUUCUGGUGACUUCCUUCCUUUGUUCCUGGUUUACUCAUUUGUAGGUGUGAGGAGGGUCAAUGCUGACAAUGAUCGCGGCCCAAGGAAAUUAAUUUCCACUUACAAAAUCUCUUCACUGCACUCGUGCUAAACCUGAUUUACUGUUGAUCCUGUGGACAAGCACUUGAAAGACAGUGCGAAGCACUAGAGACAGGGCAAAAUUCAGCAAAUGUCCUCUCGUUUGCAGCAGUGAUUUUUGCCCUUCUUAGCAAAUCACUCGUUAGAGGCUGCAUUGGUCCAAAUCAACAAUUGAUUGAGCAGUGGCAACUUUUAUUGACAGGUUUUGUUGGGUUUUUUUUGUUUGUUUGUUUGUUUUAAAUUAAAGGAUAAUUGUUUUAAAUAGGCAGAAGUACAGAAAGUUAGUUUCUGUUAGGAGAGAGCUGAAGCCCAAGAGUAACCUCUUUAUUUCUAAGCAUGAGGAACUGAGGGUGUUUCACUUUCCCAUAGUUUACACUGGAACGGUGCAGUUUCUUGUAUGCUCAAAUAUUAAACAAGACACAGUGAACAGUAGGACAGGAACAUCUGAAAUUAAUUAGAAAAAGGUGGAAAACUGUAUUUUAGAGCAAAACCUUCUGCAUACAUGUGCAAUCUAUGGAGAGAAUAUAUUCCUUCCCAAAUAUUAGCUGGAUAACUCUUACUGGAGGGGUGCCAUUCUGGAUUAAUCUUUUCCCCUAACAUGAAGAAGAGGGAGGUACUGCAGCUUUUCCAGGAAUGGUCUGAUCCUGUAGGCUUCCAGCAGCCUGAUGCCAAUGAUAUUCACAGUAAUUUCAGACCCACAUGGAUGUGGAACCAGCUCCAAGGUGUGAUUUACCCUCCGUGGCCACAGAGCUGGACAGAACUGGAAAGCUGUGCUUGCAAUUGCACAACAUGGCAAGUUUGUUCCAGACUUGCCCAUUGCAAGUCUGAAACAGGCUUCUUUCCUGAGAUGCUUUGACCAGGGACCUACACUUCAAUUUUUAUUGGACUUUAGCAGGCUUUCUUUUUUUUUUUCCUGUUUUCUGUUGUUCUGGCUUUACUUAAUCAGGUGUAGGGAAUUUAUUUUUCCUGAAAUGCUUAUCAAAUAUUCUUAAAGGUGUCAGUAUUUGUAUCUGCAAAAAAUGAAACUUCAGGGUGUUCUACUGUUUCACUCAGUACAGGUGAACUUGCCACCGGUGAGGUCAACUAUUUAUGCUGUCAAGGCAUAGCAUGCUUUGAUAUUUUCAAAGGAAAUAAAAUGAAACUGAGGUCUUAACUGAAAUUUGUCUCAAAGUUUCUGUUAAUAUUUGUAUAAUUCUGUAUAUUUCACCUGUUCACAGGCUCUAGCAAAUGUCACUAUAAGUUACAAAAAAAAAUAUCAUCUUCCAUUUCUAGUUUCUAUAAUAAAAUGAAGACGCUGCAUUCAGUUCCUUUAGGUGCAUCAGUCUUUGAUCCAUGUUAUUGUUUCAGUGACAUUUCUAUAAAUGUAAUUGGGAUCAAAUGUAUAUUUUACUUUUGUACAAAAGUAAAAAUGAUAUUUUUAUGACUAAAUUCAGCAAACCCUUACCUAUAACCCGCUAAGAUGAAAUCUUUUUUUUUUUUUCUCCUUUCCUUUACAUGUAAAACAUUGUUUAUGCAGUAUGUCGGUUUGAAAUGAAUAAAUAACAGCUGUCAAUAGAACUGUAAAUGGCCUCUCAGACAUACCUCUGACUUUAAAGAUCAAAUAUUGCCGAUGUGAUAUAUAUAAACUGAAUAGUCUCCAUAUGAAAGUGCACCAUCAGGGCAACAAACCAUUUAAGCUGACACAGCUGUACUUAUUUCCACCAUUUACAAAUCGCUUAUACUUUGGUCAAGUAUGUACUUCAUUGUCACAUUACAGCUCAUUUUACUUCCAGUAGUGAAAUUGUUUGACUUACCAUUUUUGGAACAUCUGAUGUUAUGAGUUCUCGAACUAUUUGAAAUGCAUAGUUUUCAUCUAUGCAGUUUUACCUGCUUCUGUACUCGUUCAUCUGUUCAUACUUGGCAUCAAUUAAAGAUAAUUUUUAAGGAUCUUA